UGUGAGCUGCUGCUGUCUGCUCUGACUGUUUCUGCAGUGUCUCUGUCAGUCAGUCCAAACCUUCAGCAGUUCUUCAGUGGAUCUUCUUCAGUGUCUCUGAGCUGUGUUGAUGGAUGGACAGUGAGGAGGACCAGAGGAGGACUCACUGAGGACUGUGGAGCAGCUGCAGGCUUUGGGAAGGUUAACAGUUCCUCAUGUGUUCUGGAUCUCUCUGUCUCCUCUGAUGGAAGUUACUUCUGUGUGAAUCCAUCUGGACAGCAGAGCGAUGGAGUCUCCAUCACUGUGUCAGAUAAAGGUGUGAUCCUGGAGAUCCCUGCACUUCCUGUGAGGACAGGAAGUGAUGUCACUCUGCGCUGUAAACCCAGAGAUGGUUCUAGACCAAAAUCUUAUUUCUUCAGAGAUGGUGGUGAACUUGGAUCUGGACCUGAAGGAGAGUGGAUUCUGUCUAACAUUCAGAAGUCUGAUGAAGGUCUCUACAAGUGUUCUACUGAUACUGAUUCACCAUCUCCUCAGAGCAGACUGAGGGUCAGAGUCCUGCUCCUGGUCCUGGUCCUGGUCCUGGUUGGAGGUGUGGGUCUGUGGAAGAAACAGAGAGGAACCAGAACUUCACCUCCUCCUCUGGAUGUGACCUAUGCUGAUGUCAACAUCACACAGAAGGACAAAAGGAGAGCUAAGCUGAGUACGUGA
Archocentrus centrarchus (flier cichlid) is the source of this 687-nucleotide messenger RNA. RefSeq lists its product as uncharacterized. Gene Ontology annotation, molecular function: transmembrane signaling receptor activity. Gene Ontology annotation, cellular component: external side of plasma membrane. Lineage: Eukaryota; Metazoa; Chordata; Actinopteri; Cichliformes; Cichlidae. Gene Ontology annotation, biological process: immune response; cell surface receptor signaling pathway. The transcript is spliced from 5 exons. The annotation marks the transcript as partial. The record is from RefSeq and is a predicted model, not a curated record.